UAUGCGCUAACACCACACCGGGAGCAACGCAAGGCUGGCAAGCUAAUCGAACAAAUGCUUCAAUUGACAAGUUGGUGUGACAAAACAAAUGAACUGAAGCGGCUAAUAUCCGCACUGGACAUAAAUGUCUCAAUGGACGCCAUAUUCGAGGGAGGAGGAGGAGGAGAAUGAGGAGGUGAGAAAUGCCUCUUCCGGUGUGGCAGCAUGAUAAAACUUGGAACAACACGCUGCUCAAGGACGGGAGUAGUGCUUCUGGACCGGCUUCUGGACUAUUGUGAAACGUCAUUGUUUUAAAUUUUAAACUUUAAAGAGCUGACAAGCAAUGGAGGGCCAAGUGGAGGAGAAAAUGUGUGGGAAACUGAGUGCCACCUGCGUCCAGUUCAAUUCCAAGCUGAGGGGUGUCUUUACGUGGGAUCUGCUGAAGACCCUGGUCAUGGGCCAGGUCUUGUCCUUGUUGAUCUGCGGCACAGCGGUGAGCUGUGAGUACCUGGCCAUCGCCGGUGUGCAGACGCCCAUGUUGCAGAGCUUCCUCAACUACACCCUGCUGCUGCUCGUCUACACCACCAUUCUUUGCACCCACAAAGAGGAUCGCAACAUCUUUCAGGUGUUGAAGACCAAGUGGUGGAAGUAUCUGCUGAUGGGUCUGGCAGAUGUGGAGGCAAACUACACUGUGGUCAUGGCAUACCGCUAUACCACGCUGACCAGCAUUCAGCUGCUGAACUGCUUUGUCGUGCCGGUGCUGAUGCUCAUGUCCUGGUUCCUCCUGAAGACCCGCUACAAGCUGCUCCACUUCAUCGCCGUCACUGUGUGCCUGCUGGGCGUGGCCGCCAUGGUCGGUGCCGACGUCCUGUCGGGGAGAGACCAGGGUUCCACCAAUGAUGUGGUGCUGGGCGACAGCUUGGUCCUGAUCAGCGCCGUCCUCUACGCCGUGUCCAACAUAUGCCAGGAGUUCACUGUGAAGAACCUGAGCCGGGUGGAAUUCUUGGGCAUGAUGGGCUUCUUUGGGACGAUCAUCAGUGGAAUCCAGCUAGCUGCGCUUGAAAUCAGUGCUGUCAAGGAAAUCAAAUGGAACUUUCACGUCGCCAUGCUGUUUGUGGCCUACGUGCUUUGCAUGUUCGCACUGUACAGCUUCAUGCCCGUGGUGGUGAAGCGGACGAGCGCCACCGCCGUCAACCUCUCGCUGCUCACCGCCGCCCUCUUCAGCCUAUUUUGUGGCAUCUUCCUCUUCCACUACACGUUCUCGGGGCUGUACAUCAUGGCGUUCAUCUUCAUCAUGGUGGGUUUCGUCACGUUCAACGCCAUGCCCACCCACGCCGCUCAGCCUGAGCCCGACACCGCGGACCCUUCAGACCAGGAGGCUCAGAGCGCCUCGGACCGCCUGCUGCCGCCAAACGGAGACGGCGUGCCGAGAAACGGCAUCUUGAUGGUAGUCGCCGCCCUGUGACCACAGAAGAAGACUUUCUGUUCUAAGGAAAGCAGCUGGAGGUCAUCAGAGUGGUUGUGGUAUGUGGAUAAAGGCCACCGUGACAUUGUUGUUACAAAAACAAUCCUAGAAGUACUACUGAUAGAUUGUCGUGCGCCAUCAAAUCAGAGAUGUUACUGCACUGCUAUGUGGUGCUUAUGUUACACCAAAGUAUUUUCUAUUUAUACUAUUUUAUAUUCUACUCUUCUAAACGGUUUACUGUGUGGCAUGUGUUCUUUAAUCUGACCUCUUUUCAAUUAUUUGCCUUUUUUUAAUGCCACUGUUUCCAUUUCCUCGAUAGGUUUUAUUCUCCGUUUAAAAAAAACCCCAAUGACGCUGAAAGCCCUGGAGUUCUUUUAUUUUUUACUGCCAUUAUUUGCCCUUUUUCUACCACAUUUACCAAAUGUCCCGAAACUAAAACUGUACUUCUUGGAACUUUUGGUUAAUAUGAUAAAGUGGGGAAGGGGCUUUUGUUUACUGGUUAUUAUUUACUGUUAAAGUAUGAUGUUGUCUUUUCAUUUUUCUGUCUUCAUCCGAUUUUGUAACCGAACAAAGCUAUUUGAAUGUUGUAUAUUUAGGGCCCGCAAUGGCCCAUUGCAAAAGGACUCCCGAAGGGAGUCCUUAUGCAAUGGGACAUAAGGACCUAUUGUUAUUCGUUCGUUUUAUUAUUCUUUAUUCUUCCGCCGCCACAACAAACUGUAAUUUGACCCACUUAACAUGCUUCAAAACUCACCAUAUUUGACCCACACAUCAGGACCUGCGAAAAUUACCUUUUUUUAAAAAAAACGAACCCCACAACUCAAAAUUGCGCUCUAGCGCCCCCUAGGAAAAAAAAAACUAGACUGCCUAUAUCUCCCACUAGGAAGAUCGGAGAGACAUGAAACAAAAACCUGUAUGUAGGUUUGACUUAGGCCUAGUUUUCAUAAUCGUAUA
Messenger RNA from Nerophis lumbriciformis (worm pipefish), 2395 nucleotides. RefSeq names its product solute carrier family 35 member F2 (gene slc35f2). The record is from RefSeq and is a predicted model, not a curated record. Gene Ontology annotation, molecular function: transmembrane transporter activity. Gene Ontology annotation, biological process: transmembrane transport. Lineage: Eukaryota; Metazoa; Chordata; Actinopteri; Syngnathiformes; Syngnathidae. Gene Ontology annotation, cellular component: membrane.